Messenger RNA from Sinocyclocheilus grahami, 1082 nucleotides. Its product is annotated as pterin-4-alpha-carbinolamine dehydratase 2-like. The coding region runs from base 466 to 849 and encodes 127 amino acids. Gene Ontology annotation, biological process: tetrahydrobiopterin biosynthetic process. The transcript is spliced from 4 exons. NCBI's taxonomy places the organism in Eukaryota, Metazoa, Chordata, Actinopteri, Cypriniformes, Cyprinidae. Gene Ontology annotation, molecular function: 4-alpha-hydroxytetrahydrobiopterin dehydratase activity. The record is from RefSeq and is a predicted model, not a curated record.
UUAAUCAGUUAAUUAAGUGCAUCAUCCGGGUAUUUCAAGUGCACUUUUUCUUUUUGGGAUUUUCAGUGUGAAUGCACUACUCGCACUAGCUAUACUACAAAACAUCAUAGAGUAGUGCAUAAGUAGGUGAUUUGGGACGCACCUAUGGAUUUGGAGAUGUUGUUGUAAAUCGUCAUUACCUGUACUGCAUUAAUACAAAGUCAGUUAAGAUGAAUAUUUUAAUGAGUAUUUUGUCGCGUGACCUCGGGAGGCGGGUCGUGCUCACAGAGCGCCUCAGUCUCGUGUUUAGACUCCUGCUCUAGUGCUCAGCUCAGCAGGACAGCAGCAGGACAGCAGCUCAUCAGCACAGCAGCACAGCAGGGAUAUAAGCACGCAGUGUAGGAAGGGUACUAGCGCGCAUCAGCCAGCACUGAGCAGAGCUGUUAUUGUGAUCAGGCGGACUCGGGGCACACCUUCAGCGGGUUAAUGUUCACUCUGACCUGCGGCCGUCACUGGCCGAGCGCUCUGACCAGACUAGCCCGCUGUUACAGCCGCGCAGGGGAAAUGGCCGCAGACUGGCUGUCCUCCGCGGAGCGAGAGCAGUUCCUCCUGGAGCUCAAGGCCACCGGAUGGAUGGAGGUCGAGGACCGCGACGCUCUUCACAAGGAACUGCACUUCAGAAGCUUUAACCAGGCGUUCGGCUUCAUGUGUCGAGUGGCUCUGCAAGCAGAGAAGAUGAACCAUCAUCCGGAGUGGUUCAAUGUUUAUAACAAGGUCCAGAUCACUUUAUCGACACAUGACUGUGGAGGACUGUCAAAGAAGGACAUUCGACUGGCCAAAUUCAUUGAUAAGGUGGCUCUGUCCCUGUAGCAGCUCUUCCUUCUGGAUUGUACAUUCAUUUUCAAUAUUUCAAAUCUUUUGUAUUGUAUUCCAAAAAAGGGAAAUAGGGCAAUGUGUUAAUUUCACAUAGGUGUGUGUUUAAAAUCACUCUUGUUGAUCCGAUCUACAUGAUUAUGGAAAAUGUGUAUCAAACAGAUGAUGGAAUACUGUGAGUGUGGAUCCAUGUCAUAUUCAUUAAAUAUCUGAUACAAUUUCAAAUUAUU